CAGCCCCUCAUUUCCGCAUACAGCCUGUUUACAAGAACACGGCGCAGUGAGAGAUCUUUCCUGGUGAGGUUAUUUAACUAUCUGGAGAUAUUGAGAUGUUAAAGAUUCCAUAUUCUGGACUGUGUGGCAAGAAAUAUACUACGCCAUUAUCUCACUUUAGAGCAUUUAAGAGCAACCAAUUGUAAGAAAUGCAGCCUGUCUUGGAGAUGGCUGAGUCAGAAAGCUUUUCCUUUUGCUCCACUGCUGGCAAUGCUGUAAGGACCCGUCAGGCAGGCCUCUCCUUCUAGGGGUCACCCAGCGCUUACUGGAGCAGCCGGGCGGGAGCAGCAGCCAUGAACGCCCAUGGCGCGGUGGCCACACUGCUGCAGGACUGUGAGCGCUCGCUGGCCGCGCUGCUGUCAAGUAAGGCAGACAUCCACGAGGAAGAGGAGCGGGAAUACCGGCGGCACCAAGCGUUGCUUCCCGAUGACUUGAGGACCCUUCUGGAGGAGGCGAAGGAAAUGAAGUGGCCCUUUGUGCCAGAGAAAUGGCAGUACAAGCGAGAUGUGGGCCCAGAGGACAAAACCAACCUGCAGGAUACAAUUGGCGCCAGGCUCCCCGAUCUACUGGUUUAUUUGAAAGCCUCCAUCAUGGUCAAGGAUUGUGUGACAGCAGCUGCUAUUGUGUUCUUGAUUGACCGGUUCCUGUACUGGAUUGAUGCCUCAAGCAAACUCCUGAAGAUCGCCAAGGGCUUACACAAGCUGCAGCCCACCACACCGAUUGGUCCUCAGGUGGUCAUCCGCCAGGCUCGCCUUGCUGUCAACACAGGUAAACUUUUAAAAGCUGAAUAUAUCCUCAGCAGCCUUAUUAAUGACAAUGGAGCAACAGGUACCUGGCAAUAUGCUAAGGAAAGUGAUAGGAUCCUUGUUCAGUCAGUCUGCUUACAAAUCAGAGGACAGAUUUUGCAAAAGCUAGGGAUGUGGUAUGAGGCAGCAGAGUUAAUUUGGGCAUCAGUAGUGGGAUAUUUCAAACUUCCUCAACCAGAUAAAAAGGGAAUUGCUACUUCCUUGGGUAUUCUGGCAGAUAUAUUUUCUUCCAUGAAUGAGAAGGAUUAUAUACGUUUUAAAACCAAUGCUGAGAUUAACCUGAGCCUUCUCCGGGAGUUCAGCCAUCGCUUACUAUCAGCUGCUGAAGCCUGCAAAUUAGCAGCAGUCUACAGCCAGUAUACCCCGCUGUUUGUGCUCACAGCUGUGAACAUCCGCGGAGUGUGUUUGCUGUCCUAUAGUCACUCCAAGGACUGUCCCCCAGAAAGGAGAAAGUUCUACUUGUCUGAAGCCAAAGAAUCCUUUGAGAUUGGCCUCCUCACCAAGAACGAUAACAGUCGUGUCACCAGCAAGCAGGAGCUCCACAGUUUUAUAAAAGCUGCUUUCUGCCUUGCAACUGUGCAUCGAUGGCUCUAUGGGGAGAGUGAGAAACUCCAUGAGGUUGAUCAAAUUUGCAGAGAAGCCAUGGCAAAACUGCAUACCUACAGCACUUCAGUUACAGAAGAGGAAGAGAAAGGAGUGCUUGCGGAAGAGAUCAUGUAUCUGAUCACAUCUGUUAAGAAGCUCCUACAAGUUGAAAGCUUUCCUAAUUCUGAUGCCAGGUCUUAUGUUCCAGACAGUUAUAAAGGGGCAGUGGAAAAACCUGUCCUGCAAGGGGAAGCCAACUUCGAGAAAAUCCUUGACAUGAAUUCUCAGCAUCAUCUGUCAGUGUGUGAAGUGUUUAAAAAUCCUUGCAGAUCUAAUAAAAACACACCAGGAGAAACCCACAUGGGAGCCUGUAUCACAACGUUAAAAACAGAAACCAAAAAUACAGACAUCAUGUGUACCACUGAAGACAUAGUAUACCAGAGGAAGGGUGCUGGAAAAAUGGUUAGUACACCAAAAGUGGGAAGUAGCUCAGAGAAGCUCAGUGGCCAAACAAGAAACAAACAGAGCGGUUCUAAUGUGAGGAAUAAUUCCACUGAAAAAGGGAUUGAAUCAUUAGAAAGAGUAAUCACUGAUGAAAACUAUGUUUUCAACAGAUGGCAAAACAGGAGUCAAACCACUUCUUCAGAGAAUGCUUGGUGCAAGCUGUCACUAUCAAGUUGCUCUUCCAGCUGGGAGGAACUAAACUGUAAUAGCAGCAGUGAAGGGCAGCAGCAAGAAAAGGGCUCCGUGGAGGAGCAAUGUUGCACAACAGAAACAGACGAAAAUGAUCAAGCUGCUUACUUGCACUCAUUGCCUCCCAGAACUCAGUAUACUUCUCCUCGAGAGCUUCCAUAUAGUUGUUUGAGGUCGCCUCAGCCUUUCUUAGAGGUAGACACAGCCCUAGCUAGAAUGCUUGGGGAGAAGUCUUCUCUUGGGGGAGCAGAGCUGUGGGAGGGAAAGAACUCUUCGAGAAGGAAAGCAGAGGUGAAUAACACAGACUUAGAGAACAACGCGGUUCCUUCCCUCACCGCUCCUUCCUCUUAUCCUGCCAGGAUGGAGGAGGAGGAGGAGGAGGAGGAGUGUUCUUCCUCCUCCUGGGCGGAGCUGGAGCCCUGGGUGAUGGCCGCCCGACCGAUGGGCGCAGGCUGCAGCACCACGGACAGCGCCGGGGCGGGCCACUGCCUCUUCGGGACGGCCGCGGGCGCAGCCCCAGGUCCCCCGUCCCAAAACAGCUAUGUGAGACGGGACCCGGGGGGAGGAACCGUAGACAGCACGGAGGACCCCUCGCCCGACGUCAGACAUCCCACGAAUGGCGCUGCUGCUUCAAGAUCUACAGGCAAAGAGCCAAAACCGGCCAGUAGCUCCUCCGUGCAUGAGUGGCUGAGGAAACCUCCAGGCACGGUUGGGGACAAAUCUCUAAAAGUGCUUGAUGUUGACCCCCAAGCAGAAACUAUAGAUGACACUGAAUUCGAUUUCAUCAGUAUUGGAGAGUUAGUAAACUAUAAUCCCAAAGUGACUGCUCCAGAGCUUCAGGUGGCUCCAGGUGCACCAACAGCUUUGCCUUUGCAGGGAAACAGGUCUGUAACAAAACACUUUGAUUGUGCUACUACUGAAGAAGAAGAGGAAAAGCCUCAGAGCAGCAAGAGACCAUUCAGUUCAUCUCUAAGUCCAUGGCACAAUUCAGCUCAGAUGCCCAACAGGUCCUAUGAAGGUCCAUUUCUAAACCCAAGGGGGAGUGGUCUUGUCUUCUCACUUGGGAAAACCGAGGAAGAAAUCCUUGAUGCUCGGAUUCUGAGGGAUGAUGACUAUGUACAGCUUCUGGCAGGAGUAGAACAUAACUGGCUUGUCCAGAGACUGAUGCCAACUGGAAUUUUCAAGUCUAAGCAGCUCCAUAAAGCAUACUCUGCUCUUCUUUUGAAAUACUCAAAAAAAUCGGGCCUCUGGACAGGCCAGGAAACAUCUGUAUUCAUUGGGGACUACUUGAAUGUGGCAAAAGAAGGCAAACAGAGAAAUGCAUUUUGGAUACACUUCCUGCACCAAGAGGAAAGCUUGGGAAGGUAUGUUGGGAAAGAAUACAAAGAAGAAAAGGGGCUUCUUCAUCAUUUCAGUGAUGUGGAACGACAAAUGACUGCCCAAUACUACGUGACAGAAUUCAACAAAAGGCUGUAUGAGCAAAAGGUCCCUACACAAAUCUUUUAUAUCCCCUCUGCAGUACUUCUGAUACUGGAAGACAGAACAAUAAAAGGAUGUGUGAGUGUGGAGCCCUACAUCCUUGGGGAGUUUGUGAAGCUGUCUAAUAACACAAAGGUAGUCAAGAACGAGUACAAAGCCACAGAGUAUGGUCUGGCCUAUGGCCAUUUCUCCUAUGAGUUCUCCAAUGGAACGGAAGUUGUUGUUGACCUGCAAGGCUGGGUGACAGGUAAUGGGAAAGGCCUCAUCUACCUCACAGACCCACAGAUUCAUUCUCUUAAUAGCAAAGAUGUUUCACGCUCUAACUUUGGGAAGAGAGGAAUUUCUUACUUCUUCAACAAUCAACACAUGGAAUGCAAUGAAAUCUGCCGUUGCCUUUCUUUAACAAGACCCUCAGUAGAGACACCAAUGUAGACUCCCACAAGACAGCCAAACAGAGUAUGGCCCAUAAGCUGGGCAGUAUUUUAUCAUGCACACAAUUAGGAACACUUUGUCUUUGUGAGGACAGGGCCCCUGAGAUGACAUCCACGUAAGCACCUGCACCAGUCUGGGAAAUGUAGCAUACUGCCCAGUAUUACCAUGUUACCAUCUUGAGUAUUAUCUGAAACAUUUGUUCUUACAAUGAUCUGUGAGACUUAACAGAAGAAGAUAAAAGAAGGAAGAAAACAGCCUCUGAAAUUCAGCUGGAGAUGUACUACAAGACUGUACAAACCUCUAAUGCAUCUACAGAUCCAGUCAGGGCGAUAGGCACCAUCUACUCUUUGGAAAUGGAGUACGAAACAGAGUGAGACAGAGGCAGAGACCUGUGUGACAGCCAUCUGUAAAAUUCACAGAAAGUUGUACAAAUGAGUCAAGGAACAAAUGGUAAAGUUUGGGGCUGAUUAAAAAAAAUAAAAACAA
Molecule: messenger RNA, 4520 nt
Organism: Numida meleagris (helmeted guineafowl)
Lineage: Eukaryota; Metazoa; Chordata; Aves; Galliformes; Numididae
Gene: ALPK1
Product: alpha kinase 1
Exons: 15
Coding region: 333-4034 (1233 amino acids)
Biological process (GO): protein phosphorylation
Molecular function (GO): ATP binding; protein serine/threonine kinase activity
Source: RefSeq, a predicted model, not a curated record